This is a messenger RNA of Exaiptasia diaphana, 6295 nucleotides long. RefSeq names its product low-density lipoprotein receptor-related protein 2-like. The transcript has 40 exons. Lineage: Eukaryota; Metazoa; Cnidaria; Anthozoa; Actiniaria; Aiptasiidae. Gene Ontology annotation, molecular function: calcium ion binding. Bases 62 to 5839 code for a protein of 1925 amino acids. The record is from RefSeq and is a predicted model, not a curated record.
UUACACAUUACCAAACUCUGGAGAAGAUUCUGUUCAUUUCCUAAGUACAACGUCCAACAGGAUGAGCCCAGGGCAAUGGAUAUUCAAAGUYGGAUGGCCUCACAUGUUUGGAAUGGAAGUGCAGCUUGCUGAUAGCUACGUUGAUAAAACGUCUGAACCCCUUGACUUCUUUGUUGGUCAAUUUUUCAAAGGCUGUUUUGUAGUCCAUGGUUACUUAACUACCAAUCGUAGCCAAAUCUGGAAAGAUAUUAGCAUCAGAUCAUGUAUGAUCCUCUGCCACCAACAUGAACGACCGUUUGCCGCGCUACACAAUGGUGACCAGUGCGCAUGCUUGGAAAAUCUUAAGCACCUGGUCGAGGCUAGUGCUGACAAAUGUAAUGCUACAUGUACCGUAAACGAUUUGGAGUAUUGUGGUGGUCGAUACACUGCCUCCGUCUACAAGGUGAAUCCACGAGCCGCGGUGCAGUCUGAUCAGUCCAGCGGAGAUGCCAAACAAAAGGAUUUGGACGAAUGUCAAUUUGCCGGGGGAUUCAAGUGCCACUCUGCCGCAACGUGUGUCAAUAAAUCACCUGGAUUCUGCUGUCAUUGUAACGAUGGUUUUUAUGGAAACGGGGAUUCAUGUGUUAAGAUGGGUGCUGUACAGCGCAUGUCAGGACCACUAACAGGUUUAAUCAACAAUGAAAACCUCGGAGAUCUCAAAAUGGACGUGAUCGCUUUCUCAGUAGACGGACGAGCCUAUGCAUCGGUCAGAUCAUUCCCUUCGUCUUUAGCUUACUCGGUACUAAUAUUAACACCACUGUCUGAUGUUGUAAGCUGGAUGUACGCUAAGCCAAAACCUAAUGGAUUUAUUAACGGGUUAAGUGUCGUUGGAGUGAAGUUUGGAAGAAGAGCUGUCGUUCGAUUUGAUUCAGGCGAGCAACUUGGUAUUUAUCAAAAAUUCAAAGGAAUUGAUAUCCGAACCGAUGUGAUCAAUGUAGAAACAGAAAUACGGGGUACACURCCAAAGAUUGAUCCCCAGGCCAUCGUUAAUGUGAAGAAAGUGCUGAAACAAGAAUUCAAGAGRACUGGGGAGGGCAGGAUGCAGUCACGUGGUACUGUCAAAUAUGAGGUUGACGGUACRGAGCGCACUUUCACCGUCGAUCAGUUCAUUGAAUUCAACGAGCGAAAGGGCUGUGGUCAACACGUGGAUAUAGGAGUGCUUGAGUCUGAACCAAUCAAUCUUCAGUAUAACCCUGCCCAAGCCUAUCUGGUCAUUGCURUGAGAUCGGAUUUCAUCAACGGAACAUUAAAUUCACUAAACGGUGAUGGUGAAGGGUCUGCAAAGGCUUGUGGAUCUAAAAAGAUCACGUGUCAUAAGUCUGGAGUUUGCAUUGAUUUUAGGAACGACAAAGAAUGUCGAUGUAACUAUGGUUACAUUGGUGAUGGCGUCACUUAUUGCAAUGAUGCUGACGAAUGUUCGUUAAACCGCUAUCGAUGCAGUAAGGAUGCAAACUGUGUAAACACCAUUGGUUCCUAUAAAUGUGUUUGUAAAGAAGGUUAUAAGGGUGACGGUCAACAAUGUCGAAUAGACAAGUCUAAACAAUGUGAGAAGCCUUGCGGUGCGAAUGCCAAGUGUAUGCAAGUUGCCUCUGGACCGACAUGCAUCUGUAAUCUUGGUUACCAAGGAGACGGAUUUGACUGUAAAGCUGACGGCACGUGUGAUGGCGUUAAGUGUGACGUCAAUGCACAAUGUAUGGCGUCUGAGGGAAAAGUGCGCAUGUGCGUUUGUAAAAAAGGUUACCAAGGCGACGGACAAAAGUGUACAGCUGACGGCACGUGUGAUGGCGUCAAGUGUGACGUCAAUGCCCAAUGUACGGCGUCCGAAGGAGAAGUGCGCAUGUGCGUAUGUAAGAAAGGUUACCAAGGCGACGGUCAAAAUUGUACAGCUGACGGCACGUGUGAUGGCGUCAAGUGUGACGUCAAUGCUCAGUGUAUCGCAUCAGAUAGAAAAGUGCGCAUAUGCGUUUGUAAGAAAGGUUACCAAGGUGACGGACAGAAAUGUUCAGUAAUCCUAGGUGGGUGUGGGGGCGUCGAAUGUCACAAGAAUGCUCGAUGUCUUGAUUCGAAGUGUGCAUGCCGCGCGGGAUAUGUUGGGAAUGGUCAAAGCUGUGAAGAUGAGAAUGAGUGCGAAACGAAGAACAACAGUUGUGAUCCUAAUGCUGUAUGUCUGAAUAGUGUUGGUACGUAUGGAUGUGAAUGUAAGGACGGCUACAAAGGUGAUGGCUAUAAAUGCGAGAAAGACUUAGAUUACUGUGGAGGCGAAAGAUGCCAUCGAUUUGCAACUUGUGAGAAGAAUCCUGCAUCUAACAAGYUGUACUGUAAAUGCAGACUUGGAUUUCGYGGUGACGGAGUACAAUGUGCUGAUUUCAAUGAAUGUAUACCGUUACUUAAAACGUGUGACAGUAACGCAAUGUGCCGUAACACACUUGGGAGUUACGAGUGCCUGUGCAAGAGAGGAUACGUAAUGGAAAAAGGAAAAUGUGUCGUGAAUGGAAAGUGUAAUGGACAAAAGUGUAACUCUAACGCCCACUGUAACGCAAUGCAGCAAUGCAUAUGUAACGCUGGCUUUAAAGAAGAUGGCAAACAGUGUGCUGACGUAGACGAGUGUUCAUUUCAACCAAGUCGCUGUGACCCCAAUGCUUUAUGCCGUAAUACCGCUGGYUCGUUUUCGUGCAGUUGCAAGUCUGGUUUUGAAGGCGAUGGAUUUCGGUGUAGAGCUGAUAAUACAUGUGACGGUGAGAUAUGUCACGCCAGAGCUCGUUGUGUGGUUAAAGAUGGCGGGUCGAGGCGAUGUGUAUGUUACAGUGGUUACCAAGGAAACGGCACAUCAUGCUCAGACGAAGAUGAGUGUAAAUCGAAGAAAAAUAGUUGCCCUGACAAUUCAGACUGUGUCAACACCGUGGGCUCAUACAAGUGCAACUGUAGAAAUGGCUUUUAUCAAAAUGGCUCUGUCUGCACAGCGGAUCAUAUUUGCCACGGUGUUCGCUGCAUACCAAAUGCUAGGUGUGUUCAGGUSCAUCAAAAUAUUCGCGAAUGUCGUUGCAGACCAGGCUGGGAAAACGACGGCGAGAAAUGCGUUGACAAAGAUGAGUGUAGUUCUGAAGUCUAUCCUUGUCACCCACGAGCACUUUGCACCAAUACACGUGGCUCGUUCUAUUGUAAUUGUGGAUCUGGUUACUAUGGCAAUGGUCUAUUCUGUAAUGAUAUUAAUGAAUGCCGAUUAGGACGGGUUACGUGCCAAGAAAACGCCGCUUGUGUCAACACCGAGGGCUCAUACGAAUGCCGAUGUAAACAAGGGUUUAUUAAAUCCGACUCAAAGUGUAUCAAGGAUACUACAUGCGAUGGUAAGGUCUGUGACGUCAAUGCAAAGUGUCUUCAGAGCUUCCAAGGUGUACGUGAAUGUGUUUGUAACCCAGGUUGGGAAAAAGAUGGUGAUAAAUGUAAAGAUCGUGAUGAGUGUCGUUUCAACGUCAACCCUUGUCAUCCUAAAGCUGACUGCAGCAAUUCACAAGGGUCCUACACGUGUACUUGUAGACCGGGAUAUCAAGGAGAUGGCUCGUUUUGUGAAGCUGAUGGGACCUGUGCGGGCAUCAACUGUCAUCCUGACGCCAUUUGCAAACAGAACACGGCCCUGGGUGAUAAAUGUGAAUGCAUUCCUGGUUACCUUGGAGACGGUCGAAAAUGUGCAGAUAUCGAUGAAUGUGCUCAAAACAAAGAUAGCUGCCAUGAUCACGCUACGUGCCAAAACACUGCAGGCUCAUUUAAAUGUAAAUGCAACCUUGGUUACGUAGGAGAUGGAUUUAACUGUACAGAUGAUGGCACGUGUCAAGGAGUYAGGUGUGACGUCAAUGCRAAAUGCAUUGCGACCUCGCCAACCAGUGACAAGAAAACAUGUGUUUGUAACGACGGUUUCCGAGGCAGUGGCGCAGUGUGUAAUGAUAUCGACGAGUGCACUAUCGGCCAUGCCAAGUGUCAUCGCAAAGCAGAAUGUGUCAAUCAAAUUGGUUCGUACCGUUGUCGGUGCAAUCGUGGGUACGUCGGCGAUGGCAAACAAUGCCUCAGCGACGGCACUUGCGAAGGAAGAAUUUGUGACUUCAACGCAGCCUGCAUUACUACAAAUACCAGUAAAGGGCUUGUUAAAACAUGCCAAUGUAAGAAAGGCUUUGAUGGAGAUGGGAUUCUUUGUACAGAUAUCAACGAGUGUGAGAAUAAACCAUGUCCUGACAUGUCAAUGUGUAUUAACGCGUUCGGGACGUUCACUUGUAUCUGUAAAUCUGGCUACAGRAAGGUUAACGGCCAUUGUGAAAGAAUUUGUCGUCGCUGUUAUAAUGGAGGUUUGUGCGUCGGUAAAAACCAAUGCAAGUGCCCGAAAGGAUUCUCAGGAAAUCAAUGUCAGUGGUACGGCGAAGCAUCGUUAAUCUACACUAAAGGUAACACUGUACAGCGCAUGUCCCUACCGCCUCGUCCUGGUGCCAUUGGUCUSGUCUUUCAUCACGAAGGAAUGCUCAAUGUGGGACUGGAUUAUGACUGUGUCGAUGAGUACAUUUACUGGACCGAGGUCGUUGAAGGAUGUAUCAUGCGCGCUAAGUAUGAUGGGACUGGUCGAGAGGUGGUGUUUGAGAGAUCACAAGUCAGAAGCCCUGAAGGUAUUGCAGUAGAUUGGAUUGGUCGUAACCUUUACUGGACAGAYUCUGCUCUUGAUGUCAUUGAAGUAUCGGGACUGAAUGGCUCCAAUCGCAGGGCYCUURUUUCCAACGGUCUUGAUAACCCCAGGGCCAUCCUAGUAGAUCCCCCGAACGGGAGAAUGUACUGGUCCGAUUGGACUCGUCGUCGACCUCGUAUAGAAGUAGCCAACAUGGACGGUACAAAUCGUCGUGUAUUAGUCUAUCAUGACUUGGUAUUACCUAAUGGUUUAACACUAGUACAAUCAACCAAUGAGUUGUGUUAUACAGACGCUGGGUCCUUGUCAAUACAAUGUGUGGAUUUGGGAGGAUUGAGCGUCCGAAAGGUCCUUUCUCGUAUUGUGUAUCCAUUUGGUAUCGCGUACUACAAUCGAACAUUGUACUGGUCAACCUGGAAUCAAAAUGCCGUUAAUCGGAUUGGGGUCAACUCAGACUUGCCAGAAUCUCCUCUYAAGACAUUCGUUGGUAUGAAUGGAAAGGUGUUUGAUCUAAAGGCAGUCCAACCUUGCCCAGCUAAAGCUGCUAGCAAUCCUUGUGAGGUUGACAAUGGUGGCUGUUUAGGRCUGUGUCUUCUAAAAGCACAUGGCUACUCGUGCUUAUGCCCUAACGGACAAUACCCAGUAAGGCAAGGAAAUAAAACCAUAUGUAAAGCCAAAUGUGACGAACCAAUGGGAAUAGARAAUGGUCUUAUAAGUGAUGCACAGCUUACCGCAUCAUCAGCUCGAUUCAAUAAUAAYAAACGGUUUGGUGCCCACCGKGCACGUCUCAAUCUCGAAUCGUGGCCGGCAGGCUGGAGCGCAAAGACUUAUGACCCCAGGAGCUGGCUACAGAUCGAUUUUGGAGUCGMGAAAACGGUCAGCGCCAUAGCAACCCAAGGACUUGGUCAUAGUACUAGCAAAGAGUGGGUGAAGACGUUUAAGGUGGCAGUAUCUGAUGAUGAAAUCACGUGGUUUAUACUUCAGAGUAAUGGGCGUGAAAAGAUAUUUAUUGGAAACUCUGAUUCAGAAAGUGUUAAGCGACAAAAAUUCCCAACGCCUGUAAAAACAAGAUGGCUGCGAAUUCUCCCGCGAACUUGGCAUAAUCACGUGACCAUGCGAAUUGAGCUGUAUGGUUGCUAAGUAACCAGGUUUCUAGGUUUAUACCAUAUUUUAAUCUUGCAAGAAAAAGUGGAAUUUCAAUGCCCAUAAGCUUAUGCAUUCAUGAAAAUCAGCGGUUGAGAAAUGGUGGUUAUUACGUCAUCACGACCCGAAUAAUACUGUUGUUAUGGUUACCAUAACAAUCGAUCAAAAGAUGCUUUAUAUAUUCUCUCGGUGUGGUAUAUGGGUCAUCUAAAUACUCAAAUGACCUGUAAAACUAACACAAUAUUUUUCAUGAACGAUGGAAAAAUAGCUAAUAGCAUCGUUAACACACCGUUUUUUUUUUGACUGUACGAAACUAGUUGUAUCGUGUAUUUAGUGUAGUUAGUGAUGUAAAGGAGGCAUCUUCUUUGAGACGCAAUUUCAUUUUAAUAGAACUUUGUAAAAAGACGCAACAGAAGUUGGGCUUUUCACAAAUAAACCAUAUUUUUUACACAA